Hepatospora eriocheir is the source of this 810-nucleotide messenger RNA. NCBI's taxonomy places the organism in Eukaryota, Fungi, Microsporidia, Hepatosporidae. The record is from the annotation of a GenBank genome assembly.
AUGGGAAAAAAUCAAGAUCACUUUGAAUUUACAGUUAUUGGAACUAAAGGAACCAAAAGAAAUAGAUUACCAAUAGAAAUUGAUUUAAAUGAAGAAUUAUCAUUUAAAAUAUUAAAUGAGAAUAAAGUAGUAGAAGAAAUUAAGUUAAAUUCAAUUGAUUCAGAAGAAAUUAAAGCAAAUAAAAAAGCUAAGAAGGCUAACUUAAAUAAAAAGAAUAAAAAGAAUAAAAAAACCAAGAAGGAAGAAAUAAGACAAUUAGAUUCUAUUAGUCAAUAUGAAGACACACAAACAUUAUUUAUACCAGAACAAAAAGAGUCUAUUAAAUCAGAUGAAAUAUACAAAGUGAUUAAAAAACAAAAUAUAAACGAAUUGAUUUUAGAGUCUUUAAAGUUUUUAAAAGUAACUGGUCAAACUGCAAUUGAUAUUUAUAAGGCUUGUUCAGCUAAUUACUUUAAAGACAUUGAUUAUAACAAGGAAAUUGAACAAACAAAUAAGAGAAUCAUCGAAGUAGAAAAUGAAAUAAACAAAUGGAAUGAUAUUUAUAAAAGUAUUUCUCAAUUUGAUAUGGAAAUAGCUAAUUUAGAGGAAAUUUACACUGAAAGAGAUAAAGAAAUGUUAAGAAUAGAAAAUGAGAGAAUUAAAAAGUCUUUUCUAACAAAAUCAAUCAAUAUGGGACUUUUAAAAGGUCGUAUUGAAAAUAAACUAGAAAAGUAUAAAAAGAGGGCAAAUGACUUGUUAAGUAAGUUUUUAUUAACCAGUGAGAUAGAAGAAUAUCCGUUGUUUUUACUAAAAGCAAUGGCAAAGAAUUAA